This is a messenger RNA of Ciona intestinalis (vase tunicate), 2528 nucleotides long. The record is from RefSeq and is a predicted model, not a curated record. NCBI's taxonomy places the organism in Eukaryota, Metazoa, Chordata, Ascidiacea, Phlebobranchia, Cionidae.
GCAACUUAUGCUUACCAUAUAUAUACGCUUAUUCCGCAGAAAUCUAACACAAUGAAAGUUAUCGACGGAACGUGAUAUUUCAAUAAAAUAAUUCAUUUGUUGGUGAUGUCAGUAAAUAUGAACGUUACGUCACAACCAGGGAUGACGUCACAAUCAGGGAUGACAUCACUACUACAGUUCGAGCCAUCAGGCGCGGAAAGCAUUGAAGAGAUGGUAAAAGAGAAAUCGAGAGAGUUAUUCGCUCUGUGUGAUAAAGAGGGAAAAGGUUUUAUCAACAAAGUUGACAUGCAGAGAUUACACGGGGAACUCCCUCUUAGCGACGAGCAGCUUCGUGACGUAUUUGACAGUCUGGACAAUGACGGGAACGGAUUUCUUACGUUUGAAGAGUUCUGUGAAGGAUUCGGUGGGUUUCUUGGAUUAAAUGUUUCUGAAACAUCUGAGUCAUUUGUUGAGGUUGAUGACGAAGCUGACUUUCCUCAAGAUGUUUCCAACAUUUCCAAAGAUGAAAAGUUGAGAUUAUCUCAUAUCUUGGAACGACUCGAGCAUGAUCCUUCUUUCAAUAGAGAAAGAGUGGGAGAGAUAUGGAAUCGAAUGCAGGAAGAAAAUGAUGAAAUUCCGAUAGAACAAGUCAUUGAAAUUGUUCUUGAAGAGCUGAAUGAAGCAAAAGCUGAGAAAGUUGCAAUGGAACGAAAACUAAAAGAACGAGCAACAAACCACGCCGAUGAAGUUCGCCUGCUUUAUGAAGAGAUGGAAUUUCAAAUCAAUGAAGAAAGACGUAAAACUGUGGCUGAGGAAGUGGUUAGAGAAAGAGCAUUAUCCAUGAAUUUACAAAAUGAGUUGAAACAAAAAGAACGAGAACUUGAGCGGAUUUCCCAACGCCAGGUGGCGUUAGAGAAGCAAGUGCAGGAGUUAAGCAGCGGAAAACUUGAGGUUCGAUCAGAAAACGCUCAACUUGUACAACUCAACCAGAGUUUAGCUGAGGAGCUGCAAAACACGCAAAAAGAUUUAGAAGAAACAAAAGUUCAUGUGGAGGCGAUAGAAAGACAGAAGUUGCAACGAGAGGAGAGAGAGCAAGCAGAGGAAGAAGCAAGGAAGUUGGAUCUUGAGAAGAAGAGUUUGCUUCGUCAACUUGAAAUGCUCAGAGAAGUGAACAGGAAGUUAAGAGAUGAUAAAGACGAAGCCCAGCAAAGGAACAAGUUACAAACCUCAACUCCCAAACAACGACCACCACUAUUCACACAAGGUUCAAAUGUUGGCAAAUAUUUUCCAGAAGCUGAAAAACACAGUGAAGUUUACUCGAAUCUUCAUAACUUGGAAGAAGUUCGUAACAUCCAACGUCCAAAGUUUGAAGUGAUUGACGAAGAGCAGGUUGAAAGAGUUUACGAAAGCUCAAUUUCAAGCAAGAGUGACGAGACUUUGAACAACAAUCAAAGAAAGUCAUCUUUCUCGCAUCCAAAGAUGAACAAUGGGGAGGAGCUUCAUGGAAGACCAAAGCAAUCUUCCCUUAUUUCUCUCACAAGAAGGAACAGAGAUCCUGUUAUGAUGAUGUCACCAGAACAAUUUGGUAAUCGUGCUCUAGAUGCGAGUGAUGAGGAAGAUGGGAAGAUCGAUCUACGAAGACAUCCUUCCAUGUCCGGGUUAAAUCACAUUGAUGCUGUUAAAAUAGUGUUGGACCAACAUGGAAACGAACCUGUUCCUACUCCUGACCGUGUUUAUAAAGUUGUGUUUGUUGGCAACAGUGGUGUUGGGAAAACAAGUUUUAUUCAACAGUUUGUUAAUUCAAGUUUCACCUCUUCCAUCUCAGCAACAAUAGGUGUGGACUACCAGAUGAAAACCAUAAGGUUGGAUGCUCAAGUGAUAGCAUUACAAUUAUGGGACACAGCUGGUCAGGAAAGAUAUCGAAGUAUAACACGUCAAUAUUUUCGUAAAGCUGAUGGUAUUGUUGUUAUCUAUGAUGUCACAAAUGAAAAAAGCUUCCUUGCUGUAAGAAAUUGGAUGCAAAGUGUGAGGGAAGGAGCAGAUCCAAGCGCUAUUAUUCUUUUAUUGGGCAACAAAACUGAUAUAGCAACCAACAAGACUCGCCAGGUCACGCCCAAAGAAGGUGCAAAGUUGGCUGAAGAAUAUGGUGCCAAGUUUUCGGAAACUAGUGCCAAGUCUGGCGAGAAAAUCCACUCAAGCAUGACGUUGUUUGCUUGUGACCUCACAAAGGUUGAAGAUGAACAGAAAGACAGUGUGUUGUCACUUGCUGCAAGCGAUGAUGAGCUGAAGUCAAGUUCGUGUUGUGGGGGAAAGUUUUCGUGAAUUCUUUUUAAAUUGUUUUUCAUUUCCAACCGCAAAAAGCUGACGCCAUGGCAAUUCAAGUACUUUGCACUGACGUAUAAAUUAUCUGUUCACUGUGCGACGUUUCACCGUGUCCGUUAUACAUUGUGAUGUAACGUUCGUGGUUCCGUACAAAAUAUUUUACGAAUAUCCGCAGAUGUUAAUGAAGCUCGUAAUAUGCUUGAAUAAAUAAAUAAAUGCGUAAAUGA